AUGGAUUCCAAUCAGAAUAACGAUUCGAACCCGCAACCCAACGGUGAGGUCACUCUAUCCAGAGCGGACUUUGAGGAGCUGUUAGCCAGAUCAACUACCCAAUCAGCCCCGACAGUCCCUGCCCCAACGGCUCCGGCAGCAGCGCCACAGCGCAUAUCCAGAGAGGAGAUCGACGCAAUGUUGGCUAAGCCAGCUACCCGUACGGACCCGGUAGUGCCUACAGCUGCUGUCACAUUGGCUCCUGUAGCUGGCUCGUCGACUACCCCUACUUUUACGAAGGCGAACCUUCAAAAGCAAUUUGAAUUCAACACGGAAAUACUGAGGAUGAUUACGCCAAUCGCGGAAAUUGCCCCACCGGAGAUGGGAGUCCAAGCAACUCUAAUUCAAGCCAUAACGGCUCUGACACAGCGGAACGAGCUUCUAGUUGUAGCGGACAAGGAUCCCACGGUGUGGGAAUUCUUUGAUCGACACAGCAAAGCUCAAAAGUUUGAGGUUUCAAACUCUAUUUUGGCCGAGUUUCUGAAGAUGGAUAAGAAAGUAGAGAAAAAGGAGACAGUGAAGAAAACCAGCUGGACACGUCCCCAUCCCUACGCGGCGAAGGGCUAUCAGCCCUUUCGGCAGGGAGGAGCGACCUGGGCACUCGCUCCUCCUUCCAGCGCGUACUCGCCUUACUUCAACAGAGGCAGGGGUCGUGGCCAAAUGGGAUCGUCCGUCAGCAAAUUUUCUCAAGGAUCUCGUUUGGAAAGGCCCAUGUGCUUCGAAUGUGGAGCGUUCGGUCACUUACGGGCUCAGUGUCAAGCAAAACAAGGAAGUCAACCGGAACUGGGUUUCAUUAAGGACAAUGCUACAUCAGCAUACCAAUAUGCCGAUUUUGUAGAUUCGGAAAUCAGUAAAUUGGUUCACAGCAAGGCGAUUCAAGAGGUCGAGGACCACGGCAAUUUACGAAUAAAUCCUAUCUCAGUAGCAGUCGGUAAGAAAUUGCGCCUUAUUUUAGACCUGUCCUGUCUCAAUAAGAAGCUUCACAAGUCUAAAGUGAAGUUUGAAGACGUGGCCAAGGUUUUGCCUCUCCUCCCCCAAGGUGGUUAUAUGGCCUCAUUUGAUUUUAAGUCGGGUUACCAUCACGUGAAAAUGCACCCCGAUUUCACAAGAUUUUUGGGCUUUGAAUGGCGACAGAAAUACUUCAAAUUUCUGGUCCUUCCGUUUGGGUUAGCUCCGGCUCCUUUCGUAUUCACUAAGACGUUCCGGCCACUUUUGAGAAAAUGGAGAGAAAAAGGUUUAUCAGUGGCACUUUAUCUUGACGACGGCCUUAUUUGGGCAAAGUCGGCACAGCUUUGUGAGGAAUAUGUAAACAUAAUCAAACGGGACCUGAACUCAGCGGGAGUCUCCUGUGCGGAGGAAAAAUGCAAUUGGACCCCAACCCAAAGAAUCACGUGGUUAGGCCACGAAAUUGACUUAAACAACUUUACCUUAGACGUAACCGCGGAGAGGAGAGAGAAAACCCGAGCUUUAGCCAUGAAGCUUCUGAAAAGUAGAGGGACAUCUCUACUAGAUAGAUUCAAAUGGCUGGGUCAUAUCGCCUCAAUGUACUUGGUGAUUCCUUCAGAUUUGAAAAGAAAGUGGAAGACCAUCGUCACCCAAGUGGCUCGUAUGCAAACAGAGCAAUGCGCAUUAUCGUUCCGUUGGAAACUGUCAGGGGAAGAAAGAAGCUUGCUUGCGAGGAAGAGUCGAGUGGAAUCGAUGCGUUUUCAAGUGAAUCAACCAUCUGGUGGAAUUCUUCCCAUUUCUGUUGAUCCUCUCCCAGCUUCGCGCUUCGCAGCAGCCUCUUCGACAGCCCGCCUGGCCGAAGAAAGAGGGCUGGGAGAGGUAGCCCAGGUCAUACAAACUUGUAUCGACCAGUCGGUGGCGCCUGGGACUUUGAGAAUAUAUAAAAGAGUCAAGUCCCGCUUCCUUAAGUUCAGCAAGUCCUUAAGGGUUCCGGCGUCGGAGCUUGCCAAGCUUCGGAAUAUCUUUAUAGCGCAACUUAUACAGGAGGGCCAGGACCGGUCUUUGGGAUAUCAUGUAUCCGCGCUUUCCCAUUUUUUUGGGCCCCUCCCGGAGGAUGACGCUGAUAUCCUCAAAGCGUUACUUAGAGCGGCUGCCAGAUCCAGGGCCCCCGUCAAACAUCGCAUCAAGGCCUCUAAGGAGGACGUAGACCGCAUAAUAGAGCUUGGCCUUAACAACAGCUCCCCGGCAUAUGUCAGCGCCGCAACUAGCGUCAUGUUGGCUUUUUCCGCGCUUUUGCGAGUCGGAGAG
Molecule: messenger RNA, 2292 nt
Organism: Ostertagia ostertagi
Lineage: Eukaryota; Metazoa; Nematoda; Chromadorea; Rhabditida; Trichostrongylidae
Source: the annotation of a GenBank genome assembly